This is a messenger RNA of Tyto alba (common barn owl), 2532 nucleotides long. RefSeq names its product BAR/IMD domain containing adaptor protein 2 like 1 (gene BAIAP2L1). Gene Ontology annotation, molecular function: protein binding. The record is from RefSeq and is a predicted model, not a curated record. NCBI's taxonomy places the organism in Eukaryota, Metazoa, Chordata, Aves, Strigiformes, Tytonidae. Gene Ontology annotation, cellular component: nucleoplasm; cytosol. Gene Ontology annotation, biological process: actin filament bundle assembly; positive regulation of actin filament polymerization; actin crosslink formation. Bases 384 to 2003 code for a protein of 539 amino acids. The transcript is spliced from 15 exons.
CAGGCUGCGCUUGGGUGCCGGGGCGCUCCGCGGAGGAGUGGCCUGGCUGAGGCUCCCGGAGAGGGAGGAAGAGGAGGUGGCGGAGGUGCCGCAGCGGCAGAGGAAGCAGGCGGUGACACCUCAGGUAGAGGCCGUGUGGGCUGCCCGCCCGCCCCACUGAGGCGAGGCGAUCCCCGCCGCCCACGCCCGCCGAGCCAGUCCUGCCGCGUCAGGCGGCCGCGGCCCCGCAGGCUCCGCCCCGGCGGUGCUGCCCGGCUGGUUCCACAAGUUUUUGACAGCUUCUUAGCGACCGAGGGAGCAGCCGAGGCUGAGGUGGCGGCGCUGGGCUGGGGCGCUCUCCGGAGGACGAAGCUCUUCCUAGCGGCCGCCUCCUCGCCGGCAGCAUGUCUCGGGACCCCGAGGAGGUGAACAAGCUGACGGAGAGCACUUACAAAAAUGUUAUGGAACAGUUCAAUCCAGGACUGAGGAAUUUAAUAAAUCUGGGCAAGAACUACGAAAAAGCUGUUAAUGCUAUGGUAGUGGCUGGAAGAGCAUAUUAUGAUAGCCUUGCGAAGAUUGGGGAUAUAUCAGCUGAUUCUCCAGUUUCUAAAGAAUUAGGCCAAGUUCUGGUAGAAAUUUCAAGAACACACAAGAAACUUAAUGACAGUCUAGAAGAGAGUUUCAAAAAAUUUCAUAAAGAAAUUAUAUCUGAACUGGAGAAGAAAACAGACCUGGAUGUAAAAUAUAUGAAUGCAACUUUAAAGAGAUACCAAACUGAACACAGAAGCAAGUUAGAUUCUUUAGAGAAGUCUCAGGCUGAGCUGAAAAAAAUCAGAAGGAAAAGCCAAGGAGCCCGGAAUGUCAUGAAAUAUGAACAUAAAGAAAUGGAGUAUUUGGAAACUGUGAGCUCUCGACAGAGUGAUAUUCAGCGAUUUAUUGCAGAAGGCUGCAGAGAAGCUCUUCUUGAAGAAAAAAGAAGGUUCUGUUUUCUGGUUGACAAGCACUGCAGCUUCACCCAGCACAUGCACUUCUAUCACAUUCAGUGUGCUGACUUCCUAAAAUCCAAGCUGCCUGGGUGGCAGGAAAUCUGUAGCGAUGCCACCAAAGUGCCUGAAAAAGUCAGAAUGAUGAUAGAUGAAAUAAGGACACCUGGUUCCACUCCAAUAUCAGGAACUCCACAGCCUUCACCCAUGAUAGAGAGAAAUACCAUGAUUGGAAACGUUUAUCCUCAUCAUGAAAAUGCAUCAAAGGUGCCCCCUGCUCCUACAGGUAGGGCGUACACUAGUCCGCUAGUUGAUAUGUUUAACCAUCCUGCAAUGGCUCCAAAGACAUCUUGUGAAAAACGAAGUAAUUCAGCAGAAAAUUCAGAUGAUGCCAGUUUAUCGCGUUCAACUUCUGUUGCCACAGGUCUAAAUAUAAUGAAAAGGCAAAAAGUAAAGACAAUCUUCCCACAUACUGCUGGAAGUAACAAGACGUUGCUUAGCUUUGCACAGGGGGAUAUUAUCACACUUCUUGUAGCUGAAGAAAAGGAUGGCUGGCUUUAUGGGGAACAUGAUUCAACUAAAGUAAAAGGAUGGUUUCCAUCAUCAUAUACUAGACCACUAGAAGAACCAGCAGAAGAAAAAGCGUUUGUUCCAGUGCCAAGCCCUGCACCAAUCCGAAGUAUCAGUUCUGUAAAUCUUGUGGAAAAAGGUGACGUUGUCCUCCCACCACCAGACUACCUGGGAUCUUUGCAAACAGAUAAAAGAAUGGAGCCUUCCAAAGGUACUGCUGCUGUUAAAACACCAACUGACAGACCUGAAAAUGCAGGCCCGUUGCAGAGUUUCCUUGUCUUUCCUGCUUCUAUGCAAGUCACCAACCCCCCACACCACCAUAAGGCUUUGGAAAUAAGCUCAACAUUAUACCAGAAACCUGAUAUGAAUGGCAUUAUAAAACCACCUUUUCUAAGUGGAGAAAAUCCUUUUGCAACUGUGAAACUCAGACCAACAAUAACAAAUGACAGAUCAGCACCAAUUAUUCGAUGAACAUACAGUCCAUACACAUGUACUUCCUCCUUAUAAACACCAUUUUCAGUAAUGACAAUAACCAUCUAAACUUGUUCCAAAAAUUUAUUUAAAUGUAAUUACUGUACAAUAGAAUCAUACUGGAAUGGAUUUCUGAUUUUUUUUUUUUUUAAGCCUAUACUUUCUAAUGAGGUAACUGCUUUGGGAUAAUGUUUGAGCACUUUGGCUUGAUUUUACAGUAUGCCUUUUUGUAGUAGGAAUUGUGAAAAUACUGGAGAUAGUUUGGAUAUUCUAGUAAACCAGUGUAACAGCUCACAAAUAUGUAUUUUUUUUGGCAUUCGUUAUUUGGAAACUGCAAUGGUAAGUUCAGUUCUAGACUAUAAGCCUGCAUAUGCCACUCACUAAGUAAGAAGAUGAUGAUUUUUUUUUUUCCCCAAACAGAACAGUGUAACAACUGCCUUGUUCCAGAAUAGAGAAAUGCCUGUAUAAAGUGAUUAUGUAUUAUCUUAAAGACACCCUAGGUUAUAAAUAAAUAUUUAUCCUUUAAGAA